Messenger RNA from Lathyrus sativus (Indian pea), 996 nucleotides. Lineage: Eukaryota; Viridiplantae; Streptophyta; Magnoliopsida; Fabales; Fabaceae. The record is from the annotation of a GenBank genome assembly.
AUGGAUGCUAUCAAUCAGUUGCAGAAAUUCAUCCAAAAAGUUGACGAUCCAUCGUUGCAGACAACAUUUCAGAAUCUUCAUCAAGGUUAUGUUACUGAAACUUUGACUCGCUUUCUAAAAGCAAGGGAUUGGGAUCCUUCCAAGGCUUAUCAAAUGUUGAUUGAUUCUUUAAAUUGGAGAGUACAAAAUGAGAUUGACAAUAUAUUAUCGAAACCAAUUAUUCCUGCCGAGUUAUAUAGAGCAAUACGUGAUUCACAACUCAUUGGAGUGUCCGGGUACACAAGAGAGGGUCUUCCUGUCUUUGCGAUUGGUGUUGGGCUAAGCACGUUUGACAAAGCAUCAGUACAUUAUUAUGUGCAGUCUCACAUUCAAAUGAAUGAAUAUCGCGACCGUGUAAUCUUGCCUUCUGCAUCAAAGAAGCAUGGACGGCCUAUUACCACUUGUGUAAAGGUUUUAGACAUGACUGGUCUGAAGCUGUCGGCCCUGAAUCAGAUUAAGUUGUUAACGAUUGUAUCGUCCAUUGAUGAUCAGAACUACCCUGAGAAGACGCAUACUUAUUUCAUUGUAAAUGCACCAUACAUAUUUUCAGCUUGUUGGAAGGUUGUGAAGCCACUUUUGCAAGAGAGGACAAGAAGAAAAGUGCAGGUCUUACCAGGAUGUGGACGAGAUGAGUUGUUAAAUAUCAUGGAUUACGCAUCUCUGCCACAUUUCUGUAGAAAAGAAGGCUCUGGAUCAUCCAGACAUUUAGAAGGUGGAAGCGAAAAUGUCUAUUCUCUGGAUCAUCCCUUCCAUCAACAGCUCUACGACUACGUCAAGCAGCAAGCUAGACUCCGUGAAGCCGUUGCACCAAUCAAACAGGGAUCAUUUCAUGUGGUAUUUCCCGAACCUCAGGAUGUGGAUACACGGAUAGCCAAGACUAUAGAGUCGGAGUUAGAUAGCUUAACCUUGAAUAAUGAGAAGGAACGAUUGAACAAUUUGACUGAGACACGGGUCUAA